UUUUUGAAGCGGAAACCUAACCGGAAGUUGAAGAAGCGUUUUCCGGCUGGCGCUGGAGUCCCGCCCCAUCUGUCUGUGCCAUCUUGAACAAAAACGGUGGCUGAAACAAGGCCAAGAGAGAGAUGGGGCGCAUUUUUAAAUCAACUUUUACAGGCUAAUUCCUCGAUAUUAGUUGGGACCGGACAUUUGACCCGGAAGCGAAGCUUCGUGGACGAACACCAGCCACACCCCGCACAGCAGCUAACGUUAGCUUCCAAGCUAGCCGUGUAGCGGAUGCUAACAGCAGAGGAGGGAGCCAGCGGGACCGUUUCAAUCAGCCGGCGGGCCGUGUUGGAGCAAACCUUGGCCCCUUUUGUCGUGCCGGUGAACUCGGGUGGCACCGAGGAGGAGACGUGUUGGUGUGCUGCUGCUAUGAGGACACAGGCUCGUUAGCUCGACUGCUCGCGGUUGUUUUUCGUUCCAGAGCGGAACCACACUAAGCCGCGGCCCUGGCCAUGCCCUCGAGCGCACGGGCGGGCAAUCUGAAGGACCCGGACGUGGCGGAACUCUUCUGCAGAGACGACCCGGAGAAGCUGUUUGCUGACCUCAGGGAGAUCGGCCAUGGCAGCUUUGGAGCCGUCUACUUUGCCCGAGAUGUGCGCAACAAUGAGGUGGUGGCCAUCAAGAAGAUGUCGUACAGCGGCAAGCAGACAAACGAGAAAUGGCAGGACAUCAUCAAGGAGGUGAAGUUCCUGCAGAAGCUUCGCCAUCCAAACACCAUAGAGUAUCGGGGAUGCUACCUGAAGGAGCACACAGCCUGGCUGGUGAUGGAGUACUGCCUUGGCUCCGCCUCCGAUCUCCUGGAAGUCCAUAAAAAGCCACUGCAGGAAGUUGAGAUUGCUGCUAUUACCCACGGUGCACUGCAGGGACUAGCGUAUCUUCACUCCCACAACAUGAUCCACAGGGACGUGAAAGCUGGCAACAUUCUGCUGACGGAGCCCGGUCAGGUAAAACUGGGUGACUUUGGCUCCGCCUCCAUCGUGGCCCCGGCCAACUCCUUUGUGGGCACGCCUUACUGGAUGGCUCCAGAGGUGAUCCUGGCCAUGGACGAGGGUCAGUACGAUGGAAAAGUGGACGUGUGGUCACUGGGGAUUACCUGCAUCGAACUGGCGGAGAGGAAGCCACCCCUGUUCAACAUGAACGCUAUGAGUGCCUUAUACCACAUCGCUCAGAAUGAAAGCCCCGUCCUGCAGUCCAAUCACUGGUCCGACUCCUUCCGCAACUUUGUGGACUCGUGUCUGCAGAAGAUCCCCCAGGACCGGCCCACCUCGGACGUGCUGCUCAAUCAUCGCUUCCUGUGUCGCGAGCGGCCAUUGACGGUGGUCAUGGACUUGAUCGCUCGCACCAAGGAUGCUGUACGGGAGCUGGACAACCUGCAGUACCGCAAAAUGAAGAAGAUCCUCUUCCAGGAGACCCAGCAGAACGGCCCCGUGUCUGAGGGAGGAGAGGACGAGGAGGAGGCGGAGCAGUACCUGUUGAGGACCGGCACAGUGAACAGCAUGGAGAGCUCCCAGUCUGUGCCCAGCAUGUCCAUCUCCGCCAGCUCCCAGAGCAGCUCCGUCAACAGCCUGGCCGACGCCUCGGACGACAGCAGCGGCGAGAUGGCAAUGAUGCAGGAGGGCGAGCACACGGUCACGUCCAACAGCUCCAUCAUCCACCGACCCGCCGCUCAGGACAACAUCUACGACGACCCUUACCAACCAGAGCUUGAGCAGCCACAGGCUCCCUCUGCUGGCCGGCGCCGGGCCUACUAUCGCAACCGUGACCACUUUGCCACCAUCAGGACCGCCUCCCUGGUGACCCGGCAGAUUCAAGAGCACGAGCAGGGCUCGGCACUGCGGGAGCAGAUGUCUGGGUACAAGCGCAUGAGGCGGCAGCACCAGAAGCAGCUGAUGGGCCUGGAGAACAAGCUGAAGGCGGAAAUGGAUGAGCACCAGCUCAAGUUGGACAAGGAGCUGGAGAACCAGAGGAACAGCUUCUCCUCAGAAGCCGACAAGUUGGUCAAGAAGCACCAGGCCAUCUUGGAGAAAGAGACAAAAGCUGCGCUGGCAGAAGAGAAGAAGUUCCAGCAACACAUUUUGGGUCAGCAGAAGAAGGAACUGACCAGUCUGCUGGAAUCACAGAAGCGUCAGUAUCGUCAGCGCAAGGAGCAGCUUAAAGAGGAGCUCAACGAGAACCAGUCCACUCCCAAGCGGGAGAAGCAGGAGUGGCUGAUCCGACAGAAGGAGUGUCUGCAGCAGAUGCAGGCGGAGGAGGAGGCCAGUCUGCUCCGCAGGCAGAGGCAGUACUACGAGCUGCAGUGUCGCCAGUACAAGAGGAAGAUGCUGCUGGCUCGCCACAACCUGGAACAGGAUUUGCUCCGAGAGGAUCUGAACAAGAAGCAGACCCAGAAGGACCUGGAGUGUGCCAUGUUGCUGCGCCACCACGAGUCCACUCAAGAGUUGGAGUUCAGGCAGCUGGGCACGGUGCAGCGGACCCGGGUGGAGCUGAUCCGAACGCAGCACCAGACGGAGCUGACCAAUCAGAUGGAGUACAACAAGCGGCGAGAACAAGAGCUUCGACAGAAACACACCGUGGAGGUCAGGCAGCAGCCCAAAAGCCUGAAGUCCAAAGAGCUGCAGAUCAAGCGGCAGUUCCAGGAGACCUGCAAGAUCCAGACCCGUCAGUACAAAGCCUUGCGGAACCACCUCCUGGAGAGCACGCCCAAGUCCGACCACAAGGCCGUCCUCAAACGCGUGAAGGAGGAGCAAACGCGCAAGCUGGCCAUCUUGGCCGAGCAGUACGACCACUCCAUCAACGACAUGCUGUCCACACAGGCUGUGAGUAAGCUGCGACUGGACGAGACCCAGGAGGCGGAGUACCAGGUUCUGCACAUGCAGCUGCAGCAGGAGCUGGAGCUGCUCAACGCUUACCAGAGCAAGAUCAAGAUUCACACUGACACGCAGCACGAGCGCGAGGUCAAGGACCUGGAGCAGCGGGUGUCCAUACGCCGCGCCCUGCUGGAGCAACGGAUCGAGGAGGAGAUGCUGUCCCUGCAGAACGAACGCUCCGAGCGGAUACGGGCGCUGUUGGAGCGGCAGGCGCACGAGAUCGAGGCCUUCGACUCCGAGAGCAUGCGUCUGGGCUUCAGCAACAUGGCGCUGAGCGGCAUCCCCGCCGAGGCCUUCAACCAGGGCUACCCCACGCCCAGCCCCUCAUCGGGCUCCGGGGGCUGGCCCUCGCGACCCGUCCCUCGCUCGGGCAGCCACUGGAGCCACAGCGUGCAGAACUCUGUGGCCACGCCGUCCUGGCGCAGUCAGAACCACGCCGGCGGGGGCUUCGCCAGGACGGAGUCUGUGGUGUCCUCGCAGGGUUUUGGCAGGGACGGCGAAUCCAACAAGAGCGGGAGGAGCCACUCGUCCACGCCACAGCAGCACUAUCAGCACCACCAGAGCACCCCCCACCUGUACCGUGACGAGCGCGAGCGUGCCAGGGAGUGGGUGGGAGGGGGCGGCCAUUAUUCCCAUCAUUCCCAGGGGCACCAUCACCACCACCACCACCACCUCCUCUCCUCCCACGCCUCCUCACAGUCCCUGGCUCUGCUGCCACCCCCGCCUGCGCCUCCCCCCAUAUCCCUCUCCUCCUCCCCGCCCUCCUCCGCCUCCUCGUCGUCCUCGUCUCAGGGAGGCUACGGAGGCGGGGGGCUCGGUGUCAGGGGCCCUGGCCUGAUGGCCCUCAGGAACAGCCCCCAGCCUCUGCGCAGGACGGCUUCGGGGGGUCCGGGGGGUGGCAGCGAUGGAGGUCUCAGUCGGAGCACGUCGGUCACGUCCCACAUUUCCAACGGCUCGCACCUGUCCUACUCGUGAAGCCGACAUGGGCGCCGCCUCCGGCACGACUUUCCAGAAUUUGAAGGAGUCACGGGCAGUUCCUUGGAGAUUUUAUUGUCGGAGCCUCGUGCUCGUGCACAAACGCUCACGUCAGGUGGCGCUUCCUCUCAGCUAGCUAGCGGUGCUUUUAAACUACUCCCACUUUGUACAUAGGACGCCGCUUCCGUCACCACGCCGACAUUUUGGGAAAUGCUUAGCUUAGCACCCUGUUAGCAUAGCCCUGCUUUCCAAGCCUCACAGUUACUCCAACAUGCCCAGCUUAGCUCAUUAGCUUAGCUCAUUAGCUUAGCUCAUUAGCUUAGCAUGCUGUCGCCACCGUCUUCUUUUCCACUUCUUUAUUUGAAAAAGUUAUUUUUAUAACUGACUUUUAACAUUUUUAUGUGCGAAGGGAACCCUGAUGAAAGGAGUUUGUGUCACGUUACCACGGCGACGCCUAGAAGGCCUCCUGGUCAAUUAGAUUCCUGGUAAAUUCCUGGUAAAUCUCCCAAAAUGUCGUGUGCUGCUUUGACAGGCUGCGCGUGCACGUGGUGUAGUUCUAGAAAAAGCAUUAAUGUGAAGCCGCUAGUGUACAUAGCCCACUAACUCCAGCUGUCUUAGUAAGAUAAGGAUUCUCUUGUCAUGUGACCUGAAGACAAUAGAUGCUCUCAUUAUCGCUACUACUGUAAUAUUUAUGUUUAGAAAAUGUGAUGCCGAGCUUGACCACUAGGGGGAGACAAAGCGCAGUGCGGCCUGCCUGCGAUGGACAAACGGCAACUACAUUUGCCAGCAUUCCCGUCUUCUACUUUUCUUCUACUCCGUGUCAGUAUUACAAUACUUUGGUGCCAUGUUCAACUUGCUUUUCUUCCUUUUUGUGGACAAACACCGCGUCUUAGCUUGCAGAGUCCGGGUAGAAGUUGAGAACCACCAGGCCGCUUGUCCUCAGGCCGUGGCAGGAAGCUGACAUGUUUUGUUGUCACGUCUACCUCAUUUGCACAUCUCGGACCUUGCGGAGACCAUUUAGCCGCAAGUGUUUCAUUUCAGGAUCGAACAUGAAGGCUUUCCACCAGGUCAUAGCAGCGCCCUCCAUUCAAGAUUAUUUUUCUAGUGUUCGAGGAGCAGGAAAGCCGACGAUACCGGUUGGUGCUGGGGAGUCUCACGCUGAAGGAGUCAACUCGAUGCUUUUCUUUCCUCUCGAAAGUGACUAAAUGGGGGGGGGGGCGUUGUACAGAAGCAUAACAAUACUUUUGGAUGAAUAAACAGCAGUAC
Doryrhamphus excisus (bluestripe pipefish) is the source of this 5150-nucleotide messenger RNA. It is a transcript of the gene taok2a, whose product is annotated as TAO kinase 2a. Gene Ontology annotation, biological process: protein phosphorylation. Gene Ontology annotation, molecular function: ATP binding; protein serine/threonine kinase activity. The record is from RefSeq and is a predicted model, not a curated record. Gene Ontology annotation, cellular component: cytoplasm. NCBI's taxonomy places the organism in Eukaryota, Metazoa, Chordata, Actinopteri, Syngnathiformes, Syngnathidae.